Messenger RNA from Cololabis saira (Pacific saury), 909 nucleotides. It is a transcript of the gene rps4x, whose product is annotated as ribosomal protein S4 X-linked. The transcript has 7 exons. Bases 56 to 847 code for a protein of 263 amino acids. Gene Ontology annotation, biological process: translation. Lineage: Eukaryota; Metazoa; Chordata; Actinopteri; Beloniformes; Belonidae. The record is from RefSeq and is a predicted model, not a curated record. Gene Ontology annotation, molecular function: RNA binding; structural constituent of ribosome. Gene Ontology annotation, cellular component: cytosolic small ribosomal subunit; ribosome.
GGCCAUAUCCCUCCCUCCCGGAAGCCGAGCCGUCCUUUCCCCCGCAGACUCCAACAUGGCCAGAGGACCGAAGAAGCACCUGAAGCGCGUCGCCGCGCCGAAGCACUGGAUGCUGGACAAGCUGACCGGAGUCUUCGCUCCUCGUCCCUCCACCGGUCCCCACAAGCUGAGGGAGUGCCUGCCCCUGAUCAUCUUCCUCAGGAACCGCCUGAAGUACGCCCUGACCGGGGAUGAGGUGAAGAAGAUCUGCAUGCAGAGGUUCAUCAAGAUCGACGGCAAAGUCCGCACUGAUGUCACCUAUCCUGCUGGAUUCAUGGAUGUUAUUAGCAUCGAGAAGACCGGUGAGCACUUCCGUCUCAUCUAUGAUGUGAAGGGACGUUUCACCGUCCACCGCAUCACCGCCGAGGAGGCCAAGUACAAGCUGUGCAAGGUGAAGAAAAUCAUCAUCGGCACUAAAGGAAUCCCCCACCUGGUGACCCACGACGCCCGCACCAUCCGCUACCCCGACCCGCUCAUCAAGGUCAACGACACCGUCCGCAUUGACCUGGACACCGGCAAGAUCACAGAUUUUAUCAAGUUUGAUACCAGUAACCUCUGCAUGGUGACUGGUGGUGCUAACUUGGGGCGUAUUGGUGUGAUCACCAACCGGGAGCGUCACCCUGGCUCCUUUGACGUAGUGCACGUCAAGGACAGCACAGGCAACAGCUUCGCUACCAGGCUCUCCAACAUCUUCGUCAUCGGCAAGGGCAACAAGCCAUGGGUGUCCCUGCCCAGAGGAAAGGGUAUCCGUCUGACCAUCGCCGAGGAGAGGGACAAGAGGUUGGCCGCCAAACAGGGCAGCAGCUAAACUGGCCACAAAAAACAGAUUACCUGACCCCUGGUUUUCAAAUAAAUGUUAUUUACAAAACA